UGGUCGCUGGGUAGCGCCAGUAGUCGUUUAAACAUGGCGCUCUGCUACGCGCAAUGCGUUUUUGAUUGAAAGCUUGUAAAUGUCGUAAAUAUUGAUCAUAUUCAGCAGCAUGGAUGCACCACCGCCGCCGCAAGAUCAGGAGCUCCGCAAUAUCAUCGACAAACUGGCCCAGUUUGUCGCCAGGAAUGGUCCGGAGUUCGAGCAAAUGACCAAACUUAAACAGAAGGACAAUCCCAAAUUCUCGUUCCUCUUUGGUGGGGAGCACUUCAAUUACUAUCAGUACCAAGUGACCACUCUCCAAGCAGCUAUGAAACAAAAAGAAGCACAAGCCACAAUGGGUUCGCAACCUGCACCAGCAGCACCAAUUCAGACAGGGAUGCCGCAGGUGCCACAAGGGUUGAUGGUGACACCCGCUGGAUUAGCUGCACCCCAGGCCACGGCUUGGCAGACAGGAAUGCCACCCGUGGCAGCUAUAGCUCAAAUUCAGCAGCAAAUUCAAGAAUUGCAGGACCAAAUCCGACAGAGCGAGCAGAAUCUCGCUGCCCAACAUCAGGUUUUAUUACAGCAGCAGCAGGUUCAGUUAGACGAAGCAAUCAGAAAAGCGCAAGAUGAUAAGCUAGCGUCACAAGCUAGUGAAUGCGACAUUGAUAUCGCUGAACUCGAUAAAGUCCUACAGCCUAUCAUUGAAUCUUGCACGAAAGAUGCCAUAUCGUCUGGGAAAGGCUGGAUUUUCUCACAUUCCACAACAACAGAGAGGAAUGAUCUGAUAUGCCAAUACCUUCUCAAAAAAGUGACAGUGCCAGGAGCUGCAUUUGACAUGAAGCUUCACAUUGUAUAUCUCAUCAACGAUGUCCUUCACCACUGUGUGCGCAAGAACGCGGACGAGCUAAAACUCGCGCUCGAUAAAGUCGUAGUUCCCAUCUUUUGUACAACGAGUAUUGGUGUUGAUGAUGACAAAGGUCAAAAGUUAGCGAAGUUGCUAAAGCUAUGGGAGACUAACAAGUACUUCGAACCACCUGUCCUCGAACAACUGAAGAACCCUGCCAUCUCCAUUGCCAACUACCAAGCAAGCCUCAUUACGGAACAUGCAUCUGUGAUCACAGCGGUCACUGCAGGGGUUCAGGCAAAAUACGUCCAACUGCAGAAACAGCACCAAGAUUUUGUGACUCAUUUGACAACAAGGAUUCAAGCUCUGCAACUUGGACUGAUGCAGAUGCCACCAGCAAUGCUACAAACUGGCCUACAGCAGCCACCACCAGUAGCCCAACAGCCAGGAACCCCUGCCCCACAGGUGUCCACUCCACAAGCUACAGUGCCACCGCAAGUUAACCCCAGUCAACAAGCACAGCCAGGGGCGGGUACUACUCCAGCUCCCAAUGCAGUUCAGCAGGCACAAGACUCUGUUAUGGCAGAAGCGGUUGGGAAUAACGAUUCUGAAGCACAGCAGCAUAGACAACCUGGUGGAGAUGGCCCGUUGCCAAUGAGAGAUGGUCAUAUGCCUCCUGAUGACCAACGGGCACCUCAUAACAUGCAUGGAGGAAUGCAUGACAUGCAUGACAUGCACGACAUGCACGACAUUCCACCUCGUGAUAUGCCACCACGUGACAUGAUGGGAGGUAUGGGGCAUCCAAAUCAUGGAGGCUAUGGAGGUCGUGGGCCGAACAUGGAUGCGGGGCCAUACCACGGAGGGCCCCCGAUGGGUCGCCAUCCUGGAAUGGGGGGACCCCCAUACAUGGGGAAUGGUCCAUCAGGGUACAAUCAGUCUCAAAUGUAUGGACCCCAUCCUCCUGGGGGCUUUGGAAGGCAUGGUCCACCGCCACCCGAUUACAUGUCGCCCCACGGUGGGCCCCCAGGGUAUGGGUGUGGAGGGCCUCCACGGCAUCCUAUGCAUGAUUUUGACUAUGACCCUCGAGAUGACUACUAUGACGACUACGACAUGGACAGCAAGUUUAAUGAAACAAGAGACUAUAUCAGUGAUCUGUCCGAGGAGCCUCGAAUGAUCCAACCUGAUAAGCCUGAUUUCUAUUCAGGACCUGGACCUGGACCUGGGCCCAGCCCUGGAAUGGGGCUUCCAGAUAUUACCAAGCCGCCACCAGGGUUCAUGCAAGGCGACAUGUCUGAGUGCUUGAUACCCACUGUGCCCUACUUUGACCUGCCUGCUGGACUCAUUGUACCACUUGUGAAGCUCGGUGACUGUGAUUACAAGCCAAUGGACCCUAAAGAUAUCCGCCUGCCCCCUCCGGCGCCCCCAAGUGACGCUUUGCUUAAUGCAGUGGAAAUGUUCUAUGCUCCUCCAAGUCAUGAGAGGCCCCGUAACAGUGAGGGCUGGGAGCAGCUUGGUCUCUAUGAGUUCUUCAAGGCAAAGAGUCAGCACACAAAGAAGAGAUCAUCCCAUGACUCAGAAGGAAACUCUGAAGAGGAGUCCCCAGACAGAAAUGAAGACAAUCGUAGGUCUCCAGUGCGAGAUGAACCCCUACCACAAAGAAGGCGUUACAGAGAAAGCAAAAGCCCACCGCCUGUCAUAAAAGAGGAGGAGGAUUUCGAAAGGGAAAGAAGGAAGUCCAAAAAGAAAAGUCGAAGCCGCAGUCCAACUCGGUCAGAUUCCAGAUCACCACCACCGCAUCGCCACCGUCAUCGUAGGUCAUCUUCAUCUCGAUCACGAUCGAGGUCACCAGGAUCGCCAGUUGUGCGGAAACGCUCUCCUGAGCGCAGUCCCACUCCGCCGUCAUUUUUUGGUUCAUCAUACGGUGGUGAUCCUACCCUUUCGAGGCUGGAUGAGUCAAAUAAGGGACACCAGCUCCUGAGGAGAAUGGGCUGGGGAGGAGCAGGUCUCGGAGCUGCUGAGCAGGGCAUUCAAGAUCCCAUUCAUGCCGGCGACGUCCGCGACAGACAAGACAUGUACAAGGGCAUCGGAAUCAGCCUGAACGACCCGUACGAAAGCUUCCGCAAAAGCAAAGGUCAGGCCUUCAUCAACAGAAUGAAAGCGAGACAAGAAGAGUUAGGAGGGGUAGCUGGGAAGUGAUUGCGCUAUUGCCUCUGGUGUCUGAUUUUGUAUUUAAAGAGUGGAAAAACAGAUAAGUUGUUGCCUCCAGAAUGCACGGUCACCUGGAUGGCAGUGAUGUUAAUGUAAAGCCGUGGUCGGCACCCGUAAGAGGAAUAUUUUAAAGCAGUCAUUUUGCUCCCGAGGCAAUGAUGUCAUCUUGUGUACAGUAUACUUCCAUGAAAGAGGACACAUCGGCUCAUGUUUGCAGCAAAGUACUUAGAAGGCAAUGUAAUUGUUGGUUUGAAUUACAUGUAUCUUUCAGUAGUACGAGUUGCCUCAUCAGUGUUUCAUUGUUGACUAAAAAAAAACUUGCCACCACAUUUUUAUAGUUUUCUGUGAAAUAGUGUUGAAAUAAAGUGUUGCAGCCAUUUUUAUCCAGGUGAAGUGUACCAGGAUGCCAUCUUGUAUCACAAACAAUAAACUGCACCAUGAUUAAC
Ornithodoros turicata is the source of this 3480-nucleotide messenger RNA. It is a transcript of the gene scaf6, whose product is annotated as calcium homeostasis endoplasmic reticulum protein-like. Bases 110 to 3022 code for a protein of 970 amino acids. The record is from RefSeq and is a predicted model, not a curated record. Gene Ontology annotation, biological process: RNA processing; intracellular calcium ion homeostasis. Lineage: Eukaryota; Metazoa; Arthropoda; Arachnida; Ixodida; Argasidae. Gene Ontology annotation, molecular function: RNA binding. The transcript is spliced from 20 exons. Gene Ontology annotation, cellular component: perinuclear region of cytoplasm.